This is a messenger RNA of Danio aesculapii, 1166 nucleotides long. RefSeq names its product forkhead box N2a (gene foxn2a). NCBI's taxonomy places the organism in Eukaryota, Metazoa, Chordata, Actinopteri, Cypriniformes, Danionidae. The record is from RefSeq and is a predicted model, not a curated record. The transcript has 6 exons. Gene Ontology annotation, molecular function: cis-regulatory region sequence-specific DNA binding; DNA-binding transcription factor activity. Gene Ontology annotation, cellular component: nucleus. The coding region runs from base 110 to 1135 and encodes 341 amino acids. Gene Ontology annotation, biological process: regulation of DNA-templated transcription.
UGUGCGGCGUGAUCUGUGCGCAGCGCCGAUGGAGGAAACAGUUUGAGGCUGAGCAGUCGGACUACUGACGGGAAAAAAGCUCCGCGUGUCCCAAUACAUUCUUGAUUUAAUGGGUCCCAUCAUCGAGAUGUCGCCGGAUAAGAAAGCGGAGUCUCCGGGCGUGCAGGCGGAGCUCUCGGGUCUGCGUGGCGUGUGUGUGUCGCUGCCCGAAGCCGAAUGCGCCGCCAGUCCUCUACCCACCAGCCUGGACCGCAGCUCUGCAGACGAGGAGCUCACCAACCUCAACUGGCUCCACGAAAACCUGCUCCAGAACUUCACUCUCGGCGGCACUGAAGCCCAGCCCAGCGCCGGCCCUCUCCUGGACAUCGAGGGAAACCACGCAAGUGCAGUCAUUUCGUCAGCCGCGUCGCACGGAGAGGAUUCGGUGAAAUCCAAACCGCCCUUCUCUUUCUCUCUGCUCAUUUAUAUGGCGAUCGAACAGUCACCCAGCAAAUCUCUGCCCGUAAAGGACAUCUACGGAUGGAUCCUGGAGCACUUCCCGUAUUUCUCCAGCGCCCCUACUGGAUGGAAGAACUCUGUGCGGCACAACCUCUCGCUUAAUAAGUGCUUCCGCAAGGUGGAGAGGAGCCUAGGGAAGGUGAACGGCAAGGGUUCUUUGUGGUGUGUGGACCCUGAAUACAGACCCAAUCUCAUUCAAGCCCUGAAGAAACAGCACUUUCCUACAGCCCACUCCUUCUGCACACCACCUGCUUUUCCACCCAGUGCCUUCUCACCCACACGUCAGCUCUUCCUCCAGGGCUGCUCUCUAAAAGAGUCUGAUAUUGAUGCAGCCACUGCGAUGAUGCUCUUGAACUCGGCCCCUGAACACCACACUGACCCAUGUGACCCGGACAGCCCUAUAGACCUCUCUCGGCCAGACUCGGUCUUAGUGAGCAGCGACCCGAAGCAGGACCACAACUACAGCAGCAGCAGCUCGUCCUUCCAGCGCUGCUCGUCUCGCUCUUCCUCCUCCUCCUCUUCCUCUCUGUCCUCUCUGGAUGAGGCAGGCUGUGAGUCAGGACCAGGCCUCGCCGCGACGGCAGUGAGGAUUUCACAGCGACGAAGACUCGGAAGAAGAAAGAAACCCACGUAUUGAAUGCCUGUUCACAGGCGCCCGCUCACAGUAA